Molecule: messenger RNA, 648 nt
Organism: Capsicum annuum
Lineage: Eukaryota; Viridiplantae; Streptophyta; Magnoliopsida; Solanales; Solanaceae
Exons: 2
Coding region: 1-648 (215 amino acids)
Source: RefSeq, a predicted model, not a curated record
AUGGGUGAAGUUACUACCGGUAGAGGAUUGAAUCAACAACUUGGUCUAUCAAGAGCUUGUGAUAAUCGUUGGGGAUCCCAUUAUAAAUCCUUUAGCAAUUUUAUUUUGAUGUUUGGCUCUAUUCUUGAUGUUCUUGAAUCACUUGUUCUUAAUGCACGAAAUAUGGAUGAAAGAGCCAAGGCAAUGGGACAUCUUGAAGCUUGUUGGACAUUUGAGGUUGCUUUCAUGUUGCACUUGAUGAGAGAUAUUCUGGCUAUCACAAAUGAACUUAAUAAAUGCUUACAAAAAAGGAGCAAGACAUUGCAAAUGCUAUGCUACUUGUUGAACUAUACAGUCUUACAUCAUUACCGUGUUGAAGUGUUUUGCAAUAUUAUUGAUUGGCAACUUCAAGAACUCAAUGAUCGUUUUGAUGAGGUGUCGACUAAUUUGCUCCAUGGAAUUACUUGUUUGAACCAAAUUAAUUCAUUUUUAAGUUUUGACAUCAAAAAAAUAAUAAGAAUGGGGGAGUUAUAUUCAGACGACUUUGAUGAAUCUAAUAUGGGUACUCUUGAGAAUCAACUUGCAAGUUACAUUAUUGAUGUUCGUGAUGUUGAUGAAAGGUUCUCUGAUCUCAAUGGGCUAUGUGAACUUUCCAAAAGAUUAGUGUAG